This is a messenger RNA of Misgurnus anguillicaudatus (oriental weatherfish), 2442 nucleotides long. RefSeq names its product cholinergic receptor, nicotinic, beta 1 (muscle) (gene chrnb1). Gene Ontology annotation, biological process: monoatomic ion transmembrane transport. Gene Ontology annotation, molecular function: acetylcholine-gated monoatomic cation-selective channel activity; transmembrane signaling receptor activity. Lineage: Eukaryota; Metazoa; Chordata; Actinopteri; Cypriniformes; Cobitidae. Gene Ontology annotation, cellular component: postsynaptic membrane. The record is from RefSeq and is a predicted model, not a curated record.
UUGCUUUUUCAAAAUGUAGUUCCUUAACUUCCUUUGUUACAUCAGAAGGAUUUUGGCUAGAUUUUGCGUUUUGUGUACAUUCGGUUUGGGGCGCAUGGACACUUGGUGAGUGCGCGCGCGCGCGCGCCUGUAACCCGAGUAGAUAGUGACAGCCGUCUGACUUGAAGGCAACUGUUCUGAGAAAAAAACACGAAUGGACCCACACGUUAACUUUAUAUGAAGACAACACCGUGAAUCUCAAUGAAGGCCCAGGAAUGGAUUAUAUUUACGUAUUGCCUCUAUGGUUUGUGUGCAACAGGAGGUGCAUCAGAAAUGGAAGAUAUUCUGAUGAAGAAGCUCUUUUCAAAAUAUAACGUCAAAGUGCGGCCUUCAAAGACACCAGAGGAAAGGGUCGUUGUUAGGAUUGGCAUGACCCUGUCAUCAUUCGUCAGCCUGAACAUGAAAGAUGAGGAAAUGAACACUAUUGUUAUCAUGAACCUGGAGUGGAAUGAUUAUCGUCUUUCUUGGAACCCAAAAGAGCAUGCUGGAAUUGAUGUGCUGCGUAUCCCGUCUGCAAAAGUGUGGCUUCCUGACAUUGUUCUCAUCAACAAUAAUGACGGGGUGUUUGGUGUAGCUCUGCAGGUGCACGUACAGGCCUACAGUAACGGCCGGGUGACAUGGACACCACCUGCACUUUUCCGGAGCUCUUGUGGAGUGAAGGUGACAUACUUUCCAUUUGACUGGCAGAAUUGCACCAUGGUUUUUCACUCAUACACAUAUGACGCCUCAGAAGUAGAUCUGCAGCACGGCCUUGAUAAGAAGGGAAAUGAAAUCCGAGAGGUAGUCUACGACACAGGCUUUAGCGAGAGCGGAGAAUGGCACAUUCGUCACAAAGUUUCUAGGAAGAAUGCGCGAGAUGACCUGUACGAGGACAUUACCUUCUACCUGAUCAUUGAAAGAAAGCCCAUGUAUUAUGUGUUUAACAUUGUCCUGCCCUGUAUCCUCAUCACCAUCAUUGCCAUCUUUAACUUCUAUUUGCCACCGGAUGCAGGAGAGAAGAUGGGUCUUUCCAUCAACGUGCUGCUAACUUUAACUGUCUUCCUGCUGCUGUUGGCCAACAAAGUCCCAGAAACCUCUCUGGGUGUGCCCAUCAUUGUCAACUACCUGAUGUUUACCAUGAUCCUGGUUACCUUUUCCGUCAUCCUCAGCGUUGUUGUGCUCAACCUUCACCAUCGAUCACCCAACACACACCAGAUGCCCCUGUGGGUGCGCAAGAUCUUUAUCCACAUGUUGCCUCCUUACCUAGGGCUAAGGCGACCUAAAGUGGAGACCCCUCUGUAUCUUGAGAAACCUCCCAAAAAGGAAAACACUCAGGCCAUCAGGAGACUGGCAGACGAGUACUUCAUCCGCAAGCCGAAUAACACCAGCUUUCUUUUCCCCAAACCAAACAGGUAUCAGCCAGAGGGUCCGUGCACUGACCUGAGGAAGUUCAUUGAUGGACCCAGUCAUUACCUGACUCUUCCUCCAGAGCUAAAGGGUGCCGUGGAUGCCAUCACCUACAUCGCCGAGCAGCUGCAGGCUGAGAAAGAUUAUGAGGCUUUGAAGGAGGACUGGCAGUAUGUUGCCAUGGUGGUCGAUCGACUCUUCCUCUGGAUCUUUGUGAUUUUUACCACCGUUGGGACGCUGGGCAUUUUCGCUUAUGCCAGCUUCAAUGCCACGCCCACAGACCCCUUCAUGAGCACCUAAGCUCAAAGGUCAUCUCUCCAACCGUAGACUUUUCAUUCUGAAAGCUUUGACCUGAGAUUUGUUAUGGAUUGCUGCAAAAUCAGUACAACUGUAAGAGUGGUAGUGCAGUGGUUUAUUCACACAGUAUUUCAGUGAAGCCAGAAGCCAAAAAGCAUUAAUCUGAUCUGUUUUGUGUGAUUUUUAUAAUUGUUUUCAGCCUUUUGGCAGUAUACAGAUAUUUAUGCGUUUGCUCUGAAAUGCCAAGUGUCAUCAUUUUUCAACUAAACAGCUGUGUCCAAAACAUUCAAUCUUAGAAAUAAAGUGCUAUACAACUAAUUAAAAGUACUAAGCCAUGUUUUCCACACUAUUUUCAUCAAAUUUCAUCAAUGCAUGAUUCAGGAGAGAAGGUGUUUUUGUUUAUCUAUAUGAAAGAAGUGUAAAAUGAUGCUUUAAUGUAAGAAUAUGCUUAGUAACUGUAAGUGAUUGUUGUGUUACACAGUGUGAUCUGUAAUCCUAAAUGUGUGAAGUCAUUUUGAUUUUGAAAAGAGCAGAAAAUAUAUCCAGUCGAAGGUCAGAAAGGUUUCACUACCUUUAAAAUAAAGACCUUGUAAUGUUAUACGUGUCAUACUGGAUGUCCUAAACAGUGUGCUGUGCGAAUGUGUUCAUAUGUACGGUCUAUUGUAUGUUCCAAUAAUAUUUAUUAAACACAGACACGCGUGCACUGUUGCACAUACUCGC